Molecule: messenger RNA, 2624 nt
Organism: Dermacentor albipictus
Lineage: Eukaryota; Metazoa; Arthropoda; Arachnida; Ixodida; Ixodidae
Product: neprilysin-like
Biological process (GO): protein processing
Cellular component (GO): plasma membrane
Molecular function (GO): metalloendopeptidase activity
Source: RefSeq, a predicted model, not a curated record
GCCAUUUGUUGAGAAAACUACAAUCAUCACCUCGAAAGCGUCAGGCAUCGCAGCUCGAGCUUCAACUUCGAAUCCAACAGCAACCAGACACCAUGAACGCGCUCGGAAAUGCGAAGCUACCCACACGGCCUGCGUCCCAGUAUUCGCACCACUGCAUCAGCCUUCCGGUCGUCGCGUUCGUCGCCACUUUCGUGGUUGUGCUGUGGGGGCUGGCCUUCCACGUGAGCGGCUCGGCGCGCUCUGCCCGCGCCGAGUCGGAGACGAGCCGGACGGGCCAGCGGUGCUCCUCGGGCCGCUGCGAGGAGACGGCGCGGCUCCUGAAGAGCUUCCGGUCCAACCACACGAGCCCGUGCGUCGACUUUUACGAACACGUGUGCGCCGGCGUGAGGGGCACGGCAGAGGCGAGCGUCGGGGGCGCCCCCGAUUCGGUGGUCAUGCGGCGGAUGGCCGCCGCAGCGACGGCGAGAAUCGCGGAACACGCCCUGGCACGAAGACCUCCGCGGUCGCAGCAGACUGCCGGCCAGAAGGCCUCGGCCUUUCUCCAGCUGUGCAAGGCCCGGACGUCGCGCCACGAAGACAACUUGUCCGCGCUCAGGUCUUACGUCGAGUCGUCCGGACUCUUUGACGAGGAUGCCGACUUCAAUCCUUUGGUGAAAAUCGCCGAACAUCUUUUCGUGCAAGGCCUGCCCUUGUUCUAUCAGGUACAAGUUGACGAAGCGCUCGUGUGGAGACGCAGGUACCUUCUCGCUGCGGAGGUCUCCGCUGUGACAGUGUUGUGGCUGCAAACGCACAGGGCGUUUCCUGACCAAGAGAGCUACGCAAAGCACGUUCUGAGGGUGCUGCAAGAAGCCGGCAUACACCGUGACAGAGCUGGUGCACUUUCCGUCACUAUCGCUGACCUGGAAGGCGUCGUUAACGCUGCGUAUAACCGGUAUCUUGAUGAAAGAAAGAAUAAUUCGAGAAUGCUCAUCGUGAGGCUCGAAGAACAAGGAAGUCUCUUCAGCAACGACACGCAGACUAAACAGGAGUGGAGCGAAUUCGUCAUGAAAAAUGUUACCAUGGGGCGCUCUUCUCUGGUUCACGUCUUUGUGGAGGAAGCUGCAACAAAUUUCUUGAAGACCAUUGUCGACAAACUCAGUGUAACCGAACUGCGAACACUCGUCGCGUGGGAGGUAAUUCGCGAGAUCGUCACAGCUUCUGGCGUUGUGCCUCUCAUAGGCAAUUACACGCAGUGGUAUUGCAUCCAGAUGACCCUGCGCAUUUACGGACACGCACUAACAGUUCCCUACUUUCAAACCUCCGUAACGCGCAAAACGCUCCGAGUAAUUGGCAACACAUACGCUAACAUUAAAUACUACCUGAUGAAAGCCGUGAACACGUCCUGGUGGCUUCUGGGAUCGUCGCUUAACACCACCAGGAGAAUUAUGAGGCGUCUGACAACAAGAAUAAUUUUCCCGCGUGCGCUCGACUCCAAGGAUGCUCUCGACGAGUACUACGCGAAUUUUCCAGGCGUGAAGUACCCUUUCUUGAACUCUUACCUGACAGCUUCCAGGGCACACGCUAAAGGUGCUGUCACGAUGGCAGCGUCCUUGUCUACUCGUGUUUCCUCCAGCGACCCGCGGAAGUAUGUUGCGAUGGCUGUUUACAACCGCAAGACAAAUGCUUUGUUCCUUUCCGGAAGCUCUACUUUUCCCCCUGCUUUAGACACCAGAGGACCAGUGGAAGUGAACUACGGCUUUUUUGGACGAAUCAUCGCACAAGGAAUCACGCGCAUCCUGGCCAUGUUCACGGGAGAGGCAAAGAGGUCUCCCCGGCUUCACGAAUUCUGGACCACCGACACGGGGCGUAAUCUCAGGGACCUGGCGCUCUGCCUGGAAAAGCAGGCGGACGAGCUCCAAGAAAACAGUGCGCAGUACAACAAAGACCUCCAUGACUUUCAGUCGGCUGCACGGACAAAGGCGCGCGGCGAAGCCGCAUCGGUGCUUUUGCCCGCAGUUCUCGAAGCCCUGGGUCUGGCCCCGCUUUACGAGGCCUACGCCGACGCCAGGAAAGACAUAGCGCCUUACGAGCCUCUCUUUCUGCCGGGACUCGAAGAGCUGUCCGAGGAGCGACUCUUCUUCUUCUCGUGGUGCUACUCCCUGUGCAGCGGGGAGCUUCCACCGAAGGGCCACGCGUCUCUGCGAUGCAACCUGGCCGUGGCGAACCAGGCGCCGUUCAUCGACGCUUUCUCCUGCGACCCGGGACUGCCUAUGAAUCCGGCCCUCAAGUGUCCCCUGUGGUGAAGGCAACAGGACUCGACUCGAGCCAGACAUUGUGGAACACAAGUGCUCGUGGCAGCACGUGGUAAACGCGCGUGUAGUUCUCGUGGUAUACAUGUCACCGCAGCCUGUAGAUAUAGUUUAAAAGACUCCAGCUUCGUUUAAUUCUACCGUAGACUACAGAUUUCAGCGUUUCCGUCGUGGACGUGUAUAGCGAUUUGAGAACACGAAAUCGACUCCUUUCUUUUCGCCGCGGGAUAUGCAUGCUUAUAAUAAAUGCAAUUCUUCAUGUUUCCAUAAUGAGGUAAAGCUAUAGUCUGCUGUAACUGUUCCACUGAUGAACGUCUAGCAGCUCGAUAAUUAAAG